AUGAGAAGCUUCAAGCACGUAGCAGUAGCUCUGUCCUUCCUUCUGUGCAUGAUUUCUCAAGCAGAAAGCUCACCGAAGCCAGCGAGACAAUGUCCGCCUCUGAAGAAGGGCAGCUUUGUCGUUCAACAGUACCAACUCUAUCCCGAGAAUGCGGACUGGGACGUCAACAACUGCAUCGUCUACUUUGGCGUUGUAGUUUAUGAUCCGUACAAGGACACCGUCCUAGACAUCUUGACGUUCGAUGGCAUCACGCACAACCCUGCCUUGCACAUUGGUGGCGUGCAGGUAGACACUCGCACCAAACUAGUCUCGAUUGUAGUCGACGCCGCCGCCCCCUUCAAUACCGGCGGCAAAGACGUGUCGGGUGACAACUUCAUCAUCAAGUACGACCCGGCAAAGAAGCAGGUCCUGUGGAACAAGAACAUCACGGCCGUGACCAGAGGGGCAUACGGAGGCUUCCAGGACAUUGAGCACGACACCCACGGAAACACCUACGUCGUUGGCUCGUUCCCGGGUACAAUCAUGAAAGUCGACCGCCAAGGCUCUGCUGUCGUCCCGUGGUACCUCCCCGUGAAGAUUGACCACACGAAAAUGGGCUUCUCCGGCCUCGCAGCCACUGGCAAUAUCCUGCUGUCCAACAAUAACGAGGACGCCCAGAUCUACCGGUUCGAUAUGAAAGCGGACAAGGGCGCUCCCGUGCUCGUACCGAGAUCGCCGAAUGUGACGCUAGCGGGCACCGAUGCCAUCUAUCUUCCACCAAGGUACGGUGGAAAGGUGUUGCUUAUCGCCGAGAAUACCAAAGGCGUGACUGUUUUGCGGUCAAAUGAUGGGUCCUGGAAGUCUGCCGAGCACCUUGGCACGGUACCGAAUAAUUCCACCGAUGCUCAAGGAGGGAUUGUCACUGCUCCGGUGCAAGUCGGCGACAGUCUGUUCAUGGUUGAGGAGUUCUUUGCGGAUGCUCCUGUUGCGGGCUCGACUUCUGGGAACAGGACUAGUUUCCCGAUGGUGGACAUCACCUCGCAGGUUGAGGAUCUUCUCAAGAAGCUCCUCGUCAUCCACGCCGAAGCCGAUAUCCCGCAUCGGAACCGGGGCGACAGACACGACGCCAGGUGGAACAAGAUCGUAUUCGAGACCAGUCUCACAGAUCUUCUCACAGCCCAGCAGAAAACAUGUGCCUUUAUAGACUGGAUACUCGACGGGGAGUGCAUCGCACGACCAGACGUUGGCGAAUGCGUCGACAACAUAUCCGGCGAGGUCUACCAGAUGGACCUCGAAGAGCUCGAGCAGUUCCACGGCCAGAUUGACAAGGACCCGGACUACAGGCUUCCUUCCAUUCGCCACGCCGUCCAGGGCCGCAGCGACGGGUACGUCGACUAUGUACUCGUAGCUGAGACGAACCCCCCAUUCCGUAUUGGUGGUGACCACACUCCAGACGUCCUGACUAUAGAAUUCUUUGGGCUUUGGGACCCGCGCACAAAGCUCGUCUCAUAUAGGACGGUCAAGGGUCUGCAGAUAUGUACGCCUCAUGAUAACCCGGCAGCCAGAGACUUCUGGACGCGGCCGAUACAGAAUGAUCCUGCGUGUUGUCUGCCUGCAGUGAAGUCAUGGCUGGCAGAUUGCGAGGAUAAGCACGAAAGGUGUCGGGAGCUGAAGACGCAGUCUGGGCCGUCGGCACUCAGGCCUAUUAGGCUGAUUUAUAUUGAUUACAACUCUAGAGCAGGGAGCUAUUCGCUGCGGUUGCAAGAUACGGCGAAUCUCAAUCCUCUACCUAGAUUCGCAGCUUUGAGCUAUUGCUGGGGCGGCAACCAGACGGUGAAAUGCGAGACGGCUACGCUCGAGGCAUUCACAAAGGAUAUUUCCUUUGAAAAACUGCCUCGGACGAUACAGGACGCUGUCAAAGUCUGCUCGCAGCUCGGAGUUGAGUAUGUCUGGGUCGAUGCUCUCUGCAUCAUUCAAAAUGAAGGCAACGACGAAAAGAUUUUGGAAAUCGCCAAGAUGCCGUACAUCUACGGUCAAGCGUCCUUCACCAUUAUGGCAUCCAGAGCCAAGACUGCGUGGGAAGGGUUUCUCCAGAACAGAGAGUGUUUCAAAGAGUCUGAUCAAGCAUUUCUUCUCUCCUGGCAGUCCGAAAAGGGCGAACUGGGAUCGAUUACCUUGGUCGAGAUGGAGGCAGGGCCCGAGCCUAUUGACGAGCGGGGGUGGACUUUUCAAGAACGUCUUUUAUCUGUCAGAAUCGUCGAGUUCGGGUCCCGGCAAACUAGAUGGAGCUGUCAAGAACCAAUUCCGUCAAUCACCGGGAACGACACGCUAUACGGCCUCGACGUCGGUGAGGGUGCAACCGACGGCUGGGGAAAGAUUGCAGAGCCCAAUGACCUCAGGCAGGACUCCUUCAACUGGGGCUACUGCUCAAAGACUCCAUCCCCGUGGGGCGCACUGGUAGAUAUCUACACCAGUCGUACUCUAUCCUUCAACACUGAUCGCGCUCUGGCCAUGUCGGGAGUCGCGGAGCGCUUUGCUGUGUUGACUGGCGAUGAAUACGCCGCUGGUCUCUGGAAAAGGAGCAUCCGCGACGAGUUGCUCUGGAGAGUGGAGCAAGAUGAGCGACGAAAUCGGGCGGCGGCCUAUCAGGGGCCUUCGUGGUCGUGGUUCGCAGUUAAUAGUAGUGUGAGAGCAUACGUGGCUUUGGGUGACGGUUGGGAAAUCCCUACAUUCGAAGGCGAUGUAACGGAUGCGACGGAGGUCUACCACGCCGAAGUCAUAUCUAUUUCUGCCGAGCCGGUGAACAAGAAAGCGCCCUACGGCGACGUCCGUGGCGACUCAGGUCGGCUUAGACUUCAUGGGAGGCUUGCGGCAGCCACCAUCAUCAAUCAUCCCACAGGAGACUCAAGGGACGAUCCAGAAAAUGUCUUUGAUAUAGCCAGUCCCCCGAGCUCACAAGGUGUUCUUGACUCAGGGACGAAGCUCAUGAGUACCAGAAACAUCAGCUGUCAUCUUGAUUGCCUAGAUGAAGUAGACGUCAAAUCUGCAGGCUCCGGGGGGUACAUGGCACUGGAGAUCAAGAGAGUGCGCGGGUACUCUGCCGACUGGACUAUACUCGGACUGCUUCUACAGCCAGUCAAGAUGAAUGGGGGAAGUUCGUUGAACGGUGUGCCAGCUUACAAAAGAAUUGGCAUACCGAUGGAGCAAAACGAAAAGCUGAAGACCCUGACCCUGGCUAAGAUUUUGGAAAGGCUCAACCUAAAGGACACAAGACACCCAGGUGAAGAUGAAAGCCAGAAUCAAGGGGAUCAGAUACGUGGAAAUCCUACGACUGUAAGGCAUUGGAUCGAGACAUCGGUAAGAAACGGCAUGAAUGACAGUGCUCCUCUCGCAUUCAUGGGCCCAUUUGGCGGUGACGGCGCUGCUCCUGCGAGCAUUCCUGCUGGGAGAGCUCCAAGUAGCCAGACGCCGACACCUCCCCGUCCCAGCCUGAGACCUUCUUCACCUUCACAACUCCGCCCCGGUACGUUUCCCAUACUCCUUGGCCGGGUCGAAUUCUCGCUGAUCAAACUUAGCGAGCUCAGCGGUCUCAUGCCCCAACAUCCGAUCUACAACUCCAUCUCAUCAGACGAUACCGCCAUCCCUUCUGCAACAUUCUUUCCCCCCAGUGGCCGUCCGGUGCAGAACCCGAUGGUGGCAGCGCUUUCGUCCGGGCAGCAAGCCCCUUUGAAGGCGCGACUCCAAAUGGACAAGAACCGAAGAGCCUCAGUCGUUAAGAUGACCAGCCGGGAGAAGCUUCUGAAGUCGAGCAGCCCCCUGAUCCCCUCUGCCCUCCGAAGUGUCAAAUUCCCUCCUCCGUCGCUCGAGAGCACCACCGACGAGUCGAGCAGCGAUGAGCUCAUCAUUACAAACCGCGGCCAUUUGAGCAGCCAAGUUCAUCAGACUCAGAGUAGCAUAAGAAUGAAUAUCGAUUCCUCGUUCAGCCUCCUGGCUCCUCCCAUGUCUCCGAACGAACUCUUCAACGCAUUCUCAUCCAUGAACACGUUCGCAGCCAACAACCCGCCUCCUUCCUUGCCCCCGAACGACCUGCUCGCGACCCCGGGCCCGGCUUGGAACUUGGACCUGCUCCAGAGCCCUCAACUCGGGCACAUCCUCCCACCUCCAGCGGAGAUCGCAGUCAGAGUCGGCAACGCGCGCACCCUCGCUCACAACGGCUACCGCGGCCCCUUCGACAUCGGCCGCCUCACCUGCCUCAUUGAUUCGUACACUGGCGAGCCCAACCCUAUCGCCGAGACACGCCCCGAUGCUCACGGCAACAUGGUCACGUACGACAUUCACACCAACGAAGCCAUUCUCGACGUCGAGCCCUGCGAGACUGGCACCGCCCAGUGGGGCAGGAAGGGCGAGUUCACUGGCUUUGUCGAGGAUAUAAAGGAUCCGCGCUUCAAGCCGAACGCAAAGGAUGCCUGGAUGGGCGCUAGGCUUGGCGAAGGCACUCAAUCUGUCAUGGCUCAUGACUAUGAUGUCCCGGCUGCGAUACCUAAUACGGGUCCGACGCCGUCUUGGGUCAAGGAAGCCAAUGACAUUCUUGGUGUUCCGAACGAGGAUGACGAGGAUCAGCCGGGUCUUUUCGAAUAUUGCGAUUUGAAUUUUGACGAAUGA
Molecule: messenger RNA, 4641 nt
Organism: Colletotrichum tamarilloi
Lineage: Eukaryota; Fungi; Ascomycota; Sordariomycetes; Glomerellales; Glomerellaceae
Exons: 7
Coding region: 1-4641 (1546 amino acids)
Source: RefSeq, a predicted model, not a curated record